CAGAAAUAUAUUAGAUGAUUAGCCUUCGAGGCUUUUGUUAAUGGAAAAUGAACCUUUAUACUUUUGAAACAUAAUAAAAGAACCUCAUUAUAUUAUAAAACUAAUGUAAGGUAUAUAAUAUUUUAAUAACAAGAAAGAAAUAAUUCAUUAGAUCAAAGCAGUGAUGAGAUGUAUCAUACAUUUAAAAUGAUAUGUCAUCCACUAUUAGAACAAGCUUCAGCUAAAG
This is a messenger RNA of Paramecium sonneborni, 226 nucleotides long. Lineage: Eukaryota; Ciliophora; Oligohymenophorea; Peniculida; Parameciidae. The record is from the annotation of a GenBank genome assembly.